AUGAAGAUCUUUGUGCAAGCAGUAGACUACAUACUAUGGAAGAUUAUCCUGGAGGGUCCUCAAUUUCCAACCUCCACAAGUGUAGAAGGAGUAGUUUCUCUCAAACCUGAAGUAGCCUGGACCGAAGAUGAUAGAAAGAAAGUAGAGUUAAAUGCCAAAGCUGUGAAUCUACUCAACUGUGCUAUUAGCUUCGAGGAAUACCGACGGGUAUUACGAUGCACAACGGCAAAGGAAAUCUGGGACAAAUUGCAAAUCUUUCAUGAAGGAACCACCAUUGUGAAGAAGACUCGAACAUAUAUGUUGAAUAGAGAGUAUGAAAUAUUUGCAAUGAUGGAAGGUGAAUCCAUUGAUGAACUGUUUGAGAGAUUCAACAUCAUCAUUGUUAGCUUAGAUGCUCUGGGAAUUAUGUAUCCUGAAUUUGUGCUUGAAAAUGGUAAAGUUCAAAGGCAAAGGCAGCAGUGA
Molecule: messenger RNA, 462 nt
Organism: Arachis duranensis
Lineage: Eukaryota; Viridiplantae; Streptophyta; Magnoliopsida; Fabales; Fabaceae
Exons: 2
Coding region: 1-462 (153 amino acids)
Source: RefSeq, a predicted model, not a curated record